AUGUGGGCCCAGCCGGCUGGCAAGCCAUGGCGCGCAUGGCCUGUGUCGCAUGCCCUGGCUUUGGAGCCACCUUCGCACCCAAGCCGGCCCAGCCGACCCAGUCGGCUCGGCAAAGCUAAGAGUGAAAGCCUGGCUGGCACGGCCGUUUACCCGAAGUGGCGCCAGGUGUCUAGCGUGGCACUGGGAAUCGCAUUCCGCGCCCGCUGCCGCGCCAAGUACGCGAGCCGCAAUCUGUCCCCGCUGCCUACGCCAGCAGACUCUUGGGCCCUGGUCACUGGCGCUGCCACUGGACUGGGCCAGAAGCUCGCGACAGCCUGUGCAGAGGCAGGCUUCGGCCUCAUACUCACAGACGACGAGUCGGCCCUACAAGAUCUGGAUGCAGUGGCCAUCGCAGGGAGCAGCGCGACGGAUCGCAUCUUAAAGGUGCCAAUCAGCCUCUCGGACCCCUCGGAAGGGGCCUCGCACCUGCACGACAAGCUGAAGGACCUGGACGUGUGCAUGCUGAUGGUUUGCUCAGACCGAUACUCCUACACCGGCCCAUUUCUCAGCCAGAGCGCCGACAAGCUGGACCGCAUGCUUGCUCAGAACGUUGGGGCAACUGCCGCCCUCUGCCUGCUCUUCGCGCGAGAUAUGGCGCAGGCGAAGCGUGGGCGGAUCCUUCUGGUCGGCGCACCGGCAGGAACGACGCCGGGCGUGGCGGGAGCAUGUGCUUUCGCAGGCUCCAUGGCGUUUGUCCGAUCCCUUGCAGAUGGCCUCGGGAAGGAGUUGGCAGACGUGGGUGUGGGGAUCUCUUGCCUCGAGAGCUCUUCGCUGGGCCGCGGUGGGUCCCUCACCGAUGCUUUGGCAUCCACGUGCGUGGGCUUCCUCAUCGAACCUGUCGCAUCGCCUGUCGAACGUGGGCCAUCCAUGCCAGAGCCCGCUCCUUCUGCUUCAAGAUCCGCAAGAGAGAGCCCGGCCUCGCUGCAAAGAGAUGAGGUGGCAAUCGACGACGUCGACGACAGCUGGACUGAGGAGUACCUCAGGCUGGCCGACGAGGAGGACUUUACCCCCUUGCCCUACGCGGCUGAGAUCGAUCGUCUUCAGCAUGCUCCCUUGUCGGAGAUCUCCAACGCAUUGCUUGCAGGCUUGGCAUGCGCUAUCUACGUGCUGGCACGGUCGCCGGGAGUCACGGAGGGCACCAUCCGCGUGCUGGCAGCGGCGGCCUCGUCGAUAAAUGUCCUGUUCUUCCUGGAUUUCGCCGCUCGUUGGUGGUGUCGCGGCCUGCGAUGGCAGUACCUGUUCAAUCCGUCGAUGCUUGUCGACCUGGUUUGUGUCCUGCCCUUCUUGUUGCGGCCAUGGGUCCCUUGGAUUAGCUCGAUGGAGCUGAACUUUCUGAAGCUGAUCCGAGUUCUGCGAAUCUAUCGCUUCUUCCGACCAAAGGCUUUCCAGAGCUUCCUCCGGAUCCUCAUCGGCCCGGAGCAGGCGGAGCCCUAUGAGGAAGGUCUCCGCGAAGUCAAGCCCUAUCAGCUCCAGGUCUUGCGGACCUUCGGUGUGGUCUUCACGCUGAUCUUCGUCACAGCCGGGCUGUGUUAUGAAGCCGAGCAUGCCGUGAACCCGCAGUUUGCCGACAUCUUCUCAUCCUUCUAUUUCAGCGUGAUCGCGCUCUCCACUGUUGGAUUCGGCGACAUUGAGCCCAUGACGGCUGGUGGACGUCUCGUCAUCACGGUGGCGAUCAUCGUGGGGCUUUGCCUCAUUCCAUCCGAGGCAACACUGGUGGCCAAUGCCAUCACAGAGGAGCAAACAAAGGUCGAUGAAGCGGAGGCAGAGUUGGCGCUCGUCGAGGCAGAGAGAACCCGAGCGCAACUUGCGUGGGACGCGGCUCGCAUUGCCGAGCUCGAGGAGACUGAGCGCGAGGAGAGGGCGCGCCAGAGCCAGCUGGAGGAGUGGUUCGGCCAGUUGUAG
This is a messenger RNA of Symbiodinium natans, 1941 nucleotides long. The record is from the annotation of a GenBank genome assembly. Lineage: Eukaryota; Dinophyceae; Suessiales; Symbiodiniaceae.